Engraulis encrasicolus (European anchovy) is the source of this 7137-nucleotide messenger RNA. It is a transcript of the gene cbx6a, whose product is annotated as chromobox homolog 6a. Gene Ontology annotation, cellular component: PRC1 complex; chromatin. The transcript is spliced from 5 exons. The coding region runs from base 144 to 1940 and encodes 598 amino acids. The record is from RefSeq and is a predicted model, not a curated record. Gene Ontology annotation, molecular function: chromatin binding. NCBI's taxonomy places the organism in Eukaryota, Metazoa, Chordata, Actinopteri, Clupeiformes, Engraulidae. Gene Ontology annotation, biological process: negative regulation of transcription by RNA polymerase II.
CGACCAAGGGGGGCUGACCCUGAACACGUGACAGUUGCUCUCUCUUGCCUUGAGGUUGUUGCUGUCAUAAAUUUGUUUAGUGUUCUUCUCGCCGCUAGUGGCUAGCCAGAGAGAGGGGUUGAACUGUGCGGAGUGUGGAAAAGAUGGAGCUCUCUGCGGCCGGGGAUCGCAUUUUCGCCGCGGAGGCCAUCCUGAAACGCCGUGUCCGAAAAGGAAGUAUUGAAUACCUCGUCAAGUGGAAGGGAUGGGCAUUGAAGUAUAGCACAUGGGAGCCUGAAGACAAUAUCCUGGAUGACCGACUCAUCACAGGUUUUGAACAGAAAGAACGGGAACAGGAGAUGUACGGGCCGAAGAAGCGUGGGCCUAAGCCGAAAAACUUUGUUCUCAAGGCAAGGGCCCAAACAGGCGAGCCCUCAUCACGGGCCUCCGCCACCCGCGCUCCUGCUCGCCGCACACCUUCCUCUCGUCCACCUUCCUCUCGUCCAUCUCCAUCCUCUCGUCCUGCUCCUCCAUCCUCCUCCACGUCCACCUCCUCCAUCGCCUCCACUCCGACCGCCUCCUCAUCCUCCUCCUCCGCCACUGCACCCUCUGCUAAGCUCCACUCGCUGGCCGCCACCCACAAGCUGAAGAAGGACAUCCGCCGCUGCCACCGCAUGUCGCGCCGGCCCCUGCCCCGCCACGACCCCCUUGCCCCAGCCGGCAGCUCCAUCCCUGGGGCCCCGUUCUCUGCCCGCGCACCCAUCUCGCCGUUCUCCGAGACCGUGCGCAUCCUCAACCGCCGCGUCAAGCCGCGGGAGGUCAAACGGGGUCGCAUCAUCCUCAACCUGAAGGUCGACGUUAAGUCGUCUGGUGGUAGCGGCGCGGCGGCCAACAGGCGUGCUGCCAUCCCCUCGCGGAACCGCAUCAUCGGGAAGCGUCAGGGCGAGGUGCCCUACCGGCCCUUCCAGCCGCCCAUGAAGAUGACCGGCUUCCCCAUGUACGGCAAGCCUUACGGGCUGCAAGGCAUGGGCCCGACCCCCUUCCAGACCACCAACACUGGCAUGGCCUCGUCCAACAGCAACAGAGGUGGAGGUGUUGGGGGCUCGUCAGGGAUCGUUGCCCCACCUCAAGCGGCUGCUAUUGCUGCAACCGGCGUGCCCCGGUAUCAGCCUCCACCCUCCCCCUCUAGCUCAAGUGGCUCUGAUAGUCGACCCGCAACGCCCCACCAGAACCAGAACCAGAACCAGCCCAGGGCCUCUCGUCGUGCCGCUCCUCCGGCCCAGAGUCAGAGCUCCCCUCAGGGGACUGCUGCUGCUGCGGCUGCUGCUCCAUCGCUCCAGGCCCAGCCAGGGGCUUCCCAGACUGCGGCGGUGCCUGACUCGGCCGCUUUCCUCCCCUGCUCCCCCUCGCUGUCCUCCUCACGGUCCUCUUCCUCAUCUGUGGAGGACGAGGAGGGGCAGAACGGCGUUCGCCUUUUGGGGCCUUCGACGACGGGCAACCGAGGUGUCCGCGGCGGUUCCCUUACAGCCAGCCAACAGCCACUCCCCGCCACAGCUGCCUCCCCAGACGACACUGUGUCCCAGCCUGCCGCCGCCGGCACUACUGAGGGCGCCCCUCCUGCCGCUGAGGGCACGGCGCGGGCGCCGGUGGAGGGGGACCCCGACUGGCGCCCCGAGAUGGCACCGCCGCGCUGCGCCAACGUGGUGGUGACGGACGUCACCACAAACCUCCUGACCGUCACCAUCAAAGAGUUCUGCCAGCCUGCCGAAGGUGGCGCAGCAGCGGCAACGGAAGGGGCAGGAGCGGGCUCUGGUCCCCCGUCGCCCUCCUCUGCCGCCACCACCACCACCACCGCCAACACUCCCUCCACCACCCCGGCCCUCACCACCUCUGUUCCUCAGGGGGAACAGGCGCCCUCUUCGUUGCCUCUCCCUGCCUCCGCCUCUGUAGCACAGGUCUAGAAACCCCAUUCGGCUGUGGUUGGGAAGGGCCGGGGGGGACAGGGGUAGGGAUUGGGGGUUGCGGUCGUUGGGGGUGAGUUGCCUACGACCAACUGCAUGACUUCUCCCUUUACUGUACUGUACUUCUCCGAAAAUCGAUCCUCGAUCAUUUGUUUUAAAUAGAUUUAAAAACAAAGAAAUGUCAAAUGUAUUUUUUAUGCAAAAGAACAGUGGUUUAAAAACAAAACAAAAAAAUGAACCCCAUAAAUAAACCGAAGCAGUUAGUCGUCGCUAUUCAUUUCUAAAUCCUGCAUGUCCUCUUGCACAAUUAGCGGAUGAUCAUGGUGUUAGCCACAUGACCGAGUUCCAAGGACUCAUCGAUUUAGAAACGCGAUGCAAAACAUUUUUUUGGGGGGGGGUUCUAGCCCCUUUUCCCAGACUUUGGCUUGAGGGACCAGAGAGGUGGCUAGCCGGAAGGACCCCACAGUUAAAAGCCCUUAGCAGAGUUGUAUAAAGUAGAAGUAGAAGUACUCUAACAAAUGUAAUUACAACACUAGUAGUAUUAGAUAUUGAAACCAUGUAAUAUCGAACCACUAUUGUUGUUAUUACAUUUGUUGGAGAACUUCUAGUUCUACUUUAUACAACUCUGGCCCUUAGUUUCUUCAAUAGUCUUAACUUGAAGCCACAGUGCUAGUUUACUUCUUUUUGUAAAGAGGGUCUGGCUGGCUUUUUGGUUCUCGUGACCCUGUUGGCCUGUGAACCCACCCAUUGCCCAUAAUAAACGCAGAUCCCAUUGUUUGUUGACCUUAAGCAGAAUCUAAACACCCCCACGUAGAGCGUCGUAUCUCAAUAGGAAACAGCCAGGCCCCGCCUGUGAGAAAUGAAAACCGUAGCUCGAGAGUACAAGUGGCUCAUUUACUAAAAGCUGCCUGGAAAGUAAUGCAGAUGGUUGUUUUUGUUGUUAUUUUUUUGCUUAGAGUGCUGGGGAGUAUUCUAAGAACCUGGCUAAGUAGUAAACCAGGUUAAAUUAACCUUAAAUUAACCAAGUGGUAAAUCAGUGACACUUUAUUUUAGGGAUACAUCUAUUAGCACUAAUACAUACAAUGUUCCUGUAUAAGUAACUUGUAAGGCAUGUACAAAGCAAAAUCAAACAUUUGUUAGGCAUGUAUUCGUAAAUGUCUUGUUCAUGCAUAAUAAGGGAUUUAUUACCAAUGUAACCUUAGUAAGGACCUAGUAGGCCUUAGCAUUUGCUUAGUACAUGCCUUACAAGUUACUUAUGCAGGCAUUAACAUUGUAUGUAUUAGUGCUAAUAGAUCUAUCCCUAAAAUAAAGUGUUACCGGUAAAUCAUCUAAUAGGAGAGUCUGGAGUCCUCAUUUCUUGGCUAAAUGUCACCUGUGCACUGUCUAUUAGCUGGUUUACCACAUUCUGUAGGUUAACAUACCCAGGGCCCUGUUCCUCGAAACCAUUGUUGCUAACCAGUCAGCAACUUAGUAGUUUGCCAAUGGGAAAUUGCAUUGCAACCAAGUAAGUUGCUAACUUAGUCAGCAACGACACUGUCGAGAAACGCACGCUAGGUUUAUCGCUUAAUCUUGUUUUUGGAAUAGUGCCCUAUUAGUUUAGGUUAACCAACAUUGUUCAGCACUUGCACUUGGUUGGCAGGGCAAGGCAAUAUUAUGCACAGGCAUGUGCACACGCACACACACACACACACACACACACACACACACACACACACACAAACACUCUCAGACAUACACACACUCCACUGUGCAUUGGUUCAAGUCAGGGGGUUAGACAUACUCUAGGCAGCUCUCUCUGUAAUUUUCAGACCUUGCGUCUCCUCCGCAGUUCAACAGAGCAUAGUAGUUAGUUUGUGCGCUCACCUAAUCACGUCAUCUGUGUGGGGCCAUGCUUUGCUUUAUAAAAAAAAGCCAUCUGGUUUCCAAACUGGACAGUGAUCAGACAUCUUCUAUUAGAGUAAGAUAACCCAAACUCCACCCACCCAAAGCAAAGGAGUGUGCUCAAGUUUGGUCUCCUAAGGGCGUGUUGUUGUCCCCUCCUUCUUCUUGUCUUUCUGUGGCAUUUGGUGAUGGCUUGCAUGAGAUGUGUGCUACUCCUAUCUACAGUGCCAAGGGAACUCCACUCAUUCUCAACCGUAAGACUCCAAAGGUCUCCUAACCGAAGGUCUCCGAAAGGGACGUUUUCCUGACAUCACAUGGAUCCAGGAAAUGCACGGGCUUGAAGUAUCUUACUCUAAUAGAAGAUGUUUGUUGAUAACAUUUCAGAUGUUGUCCCCGCUCCAUGACAAAAGUGGGUUUCGUGUUGCCCCAUCUUGCCAUCACUCCGGAAAGGUCCCAGCGAAUAAAACAAACUCUGCCAUAGUGAAUGAUGGAAAGUUAGGACCGGGCAUCGGGAACAAGACAGACUUGAAUCGCUUAUCCCAACCCACUCCCACAAACCUCAACACCCCAACCGCCCGAGGUAUUCCAUCCGAAGAAAAUGUUCAUGCUUUUGUUUGUUACUAGGUGAUGCUUGCCAUACGUCAUUUUUUUGUCUCUGUUAUCGUACAGGCGUAAGGAUACGUAUUUAAAAUGCACGCACAAAAUAACUGAAAAGCUGCAAAAAUAUCAUAGACUAAGGACGAUUUUAAGUUAUUGAUUGACCGUUGUUAUUUUUUUCUGGUCUUGUUGUGUCAUGUUCCGUGAGAGAGACAUGUCAAGCAUGAACGGAAUAACAGACUUUUACUCUUAUUUAAGCUGAUGACUGCAUUUUGAGUGUAACAUGUAAUCAACCAUUAUGCUCUUCUGUGUGAUUUUUGUUUACCGUUUUUAUUUUAUCAAUGUACGCUGUCCACUUCUCUUAGGAGCUGUUUCCACGUAGCAGGAUAUUCUCAAAUGUGGAUAUUUUUUUCUCCUGGUUACAUUGGUUUGGGCCUUCCUUUUCGUUUCCACGUAAGCAGAUUUUUAAAACCCACAUAUCAAAAAUCCUGCUUCAAAAAUAUCCUAGUUAGGGGGCUAAAAUGCACCCGUUACAAUGGAGUUUUUGUUUUUAUCCCCAUGUUGCGUUUACACCUAAAAAGGAUAAAAAAUACCCACAUAUAAAAAAUAUCCUGCUACGUGGAAACAGCACCUCAGUCUCUCUGCCUUUUCCAGACAUAGGACGUGUUCUCGCUUAUUGAAGUUACUGUGAUCUUGGGGCUGUUUUUAGGCCAAAGCUGUUUGUGAAAAGCGCUUGUGGAUAGAUUUGAACGUUGUGAGAGCGUGAUCGAUGGGUUAAUUACGUAGAAACAACACUGCUGUAGGUGGCUGGCAUCCAUAUACUAGAAAAAUGCUCAACCAGAAACGUACCAUGUUAAGCUUUCGGCAACAGCCCUUAGUUGGUGCCUGUGAUCAUCUUAGUUAAAAAAAUACAAAUAAAUAAGAGAUGUAUGUUAGUUUUGUAUGGCUGGACUGGGUGCUAUGACCAAGACAAUACAAGACGAUCCAUCAUGUACACACGGGUGUAUAAAGUAGAAGUAAGUUCAUGAUUUCAUGUACAACUCGGCUACAUAUUGACCUACAUAGUUGUUACAGCACAUAUUCCACUGUAGCCUGGUCUUACCAACCACACAUAGUAAUUUCAUUCUUACACCGGGUUUUGAACGGCCAAAUUGUGAAACAUUUAUUUACUGGAGGGAGGGAGAAUCUGAUGAAAUUUGAAAUGACUGUCUAAUUUUACCCAAUUGCUAAUGUUUGCUCGUGGUCAUGAAAAACGAUUAGGGCUACUGGUGAGAGGGGGAUGAACUUCGUUGAAGUUUGGAAUGCACAUCCCCCUCUCUCUAGCCACCCCUUGUCGCUGAUUGGCUGGUUGUUUUGGUAAAAAGACUAAUUGGCCUUCCCAGAACACCCUUGUCCAGUGUUGCCAGAUUGGGCGGUUUCCCGCCCAAUUGGGCUGCUCAGGAUGGCCGACAGAGGGUAAGAAAGGCAUUUGGGUGGGGUUUUUCUGCUAAUUUAUGGCCAUAGAAAUCAAUAGGAAUUACCUCAAAUUGGGCAGGAUUUUGUGCUUCCAGACGGGUUUUAAGCAUUUUUUGGGGUAGAAAAUCAACAGUCUCCCAGAUGUCUACCCAGACGUAUCGUGGAAGGAACAGUUUUGGACUGGAGCGUUUAGGUCUAACAAGGCCUGGCCAUUUCCACUGUACCCAGUGAGGUUUUUUUUAAAAAAAAACUUUUCUAUUACUAAUACUUUAUACACCUCUGCAUGUGUAGAAGACCAUCCACUGGUGCUGCCCUCCUGCCCCUCUAGGGCCUGCCUCCCCUUCUGGUGUGUGUAUGUGUUCAUCAUGCAUAGUACAGUAUGCACAGUAUCCUUCCAGUGUCGUCAUCCGCAUGUGCUGCCUUUUUUUGAUGCUGCUCUGUUCAAAGUACAACCAGACGUGGUAGUAAACGGUUAGUAUGUCAUAGGAAGUAUUACACAAUUUCAAGUUAAGAAGUAACAUUAUUUUUUUGUUGUCGUUUACCUGUAAUAUCAAGUAGGACAUCUUGGUGUGAGACAAGGCAAGUUUCAAAGAUAUGCCUCCUUUUUUUUCUCCGUUUUAAAGAAGGGCAGCUCAAUUGUACUUUUAGUGGCCUAUAUUUUAAACUUUAAAAACUCUGCAUAGGGCUUUUUGAAUUUGUUGGAUGUAGUGGCGAGCGCCGAUAGAGGCGCUCAAAAUGAAUCGGACAGACUUUUUUCUUUGUAAUCACUUUGAUUAACAGUCAUCUCUGUCUGAAGAUGUAAGUGUUGUCGACAUUAAGAAUAUGGGCUUUGGUGCAUUUUUUUGAGGGAUUUGUUAUUAUUAUUAUUAUUAUUAUUAUGGUUUUAUUUCCAUGUUGUUGAAGUGUUUUUUUUUUUUUUCUUAAAUGCCGCCAUUUAAUAGCCAUUGUAAUUUUUUCAGUAGUUCAGUAAUGGGUUUGAGUGAUUGGAAACCCAGGUUAUGAGCUCUGUGUGGUCGCUAUGGUAAUACCGUAAUGUAAAUGCUCUUGAUUAUAAUGAUUAUGAUGAUAAUGAUGAUUAAUGAUGAUGAUGAUAAUGACAAUGACAGUGAAUUGACAUUGUAAUGUAUCUGAAGCAUGUUUCAAACCCUUAUUGUACAGGUCAUGUAAGUGUCAUAAUGUUGCCUUUUUUUGUGUGUGAGUACUCGUAUGUGUGUGUGUUUCUUGUAUGAAGCUUUUAAUAAAACUCACCGUUAAAAGACAUGAA